Polyodon spathula (Mississippi paddlefish) is the source of this 855-nucleotide messenger RNA. RefSeq names its product C-C motif chemokine 20-like. Gene Ontology annotation, cellular component: extracellular region. Gene Ontology annotation, biological process: positive regulation of ERK1 and ERK2 cascade; G protein-coupled receptor signaling pathway; inflammatory response. The record is from RefSeq and is a predicted model, not a curated record. Lineage: Eukaryota; Metazoa; Chordata; Actinopteri; Acipenseriformes; Polyodontidae. The coding region runs from base 27 to 401 and encodes 124 amino acids. Gene Ontology annotation, molecular function: CCR chemokine receptor binding; chemokine activity. The transcript is spliced from 4 exons.
CAAUUCUCAACCAGUCUUGCAGCAAGAUGUCUAACAGAAGCCUGCUCAAAUACGUCCUGAUAUUGAGCUUCAUUCUUAGCAUUCUCAUUGACCAGGCAUCUGCAUUUGGACCACAGAAAUAUGACUGUUGUAUAAACUACACUCGGAAGCCUGUACCCAUCGGAUUUAUAAAAGGGUACAUGGAACAAAGCUCCCUUAAAGUCUGCAGAAUUGACGCAAUUGUAUUUGUUACUGUUCAGGACAAAAAGGUGUGCGCCAGCUCCAAAGAUGACUGGGUUAAAUCUGCUAUGAGACGUCUCAGCUAUAGACUGAAGCAGCUGUCUAAAAAGAGUCCUGACGGAAACACGAAGACAGCUAUUCCUGGCAAUUUGACAGCAAUCGUGAGACCAGCAGCUCCAUGAAGAGCAAAACAAACAUGUCUGGCUUUUACAGCCAUUUGGUGAUUACCAAACCUUUCACAAAAAUAGAUUAGAGCUUUUACAGUUUUUUUUUUUUUAAUGAUUUGUUUUAUUUACAAUCUGGGACUAUUCAGUUUGUUUAAAGUCACACAGCAAUACACUCUGGUACUUGUAAGUCUUGCAUCUCUGUAAGAAAAAGAGAUAACACACACAUAAAAGAAUAUUGCAAAGAUAAAGUAAGGAUAAACUUCAAAAUACAGUUACUUUGUGUACUAUAGGUGUCAUUUACUAAUAUAACAUGAGUUCAAUAUACUGGGUAAAUAAAUAAAUAUAUCUGUCUUGUUGAACCUGGAGUGAGAUUGUUAACCUACUCCACUGUCUCAGUACAACUUUAACUAGUAAAUCAGAAAUCAUCUCUUUAUAAGCUAUUAACACACAUUAAGCUUGAAUUUGUCAU